Messenger RNA from Neurospora crassa OR74A, 2686 nucleotides. Its product is annotated as UPF0041 domain-containing protein. The record is from RefSeq and is a predicted model, not a curated record. Lineage: Eukaryota; Fungi; Ascomycota; Sordariomycetes; Sordariales; Sordariaceae. Gene Ontology annotation, biological process: pyruvate import into mitochondria. Bases 161 to 538 code for a protein of 125 amino acids. Gene Ontology annotation, cellular component: mitochondrial inner membrane. The transcript is spliced from 3 exons.
CCCACAAUUGACAUCUCCAAGCAGCAGCAGCCAAAGGCCAAACUAAGCACACCACAGAAGAAGCAGCUCCGAAUUCAGGCCUCGACACCGUCCGAGUCAGCAGCAGCACCACCGUCGUCGUCGUCGUCCUCAACCUCCAUUCCAGAUCCCGACCGUCAAAAUGGCUGCCGUCGUCAAGGCCCUCAACGCCAAGAUCAGGAGCAAUCCUGUGGCCAACUACCUGUGCUCGACCCACUUCUGGGGUCCUGCCUCCAACUUUGGUAUCCCCAUAGCCGCCGUCCUCGACACCCAGAAGAGCCCUGAGCUCAUCUCUGGCCAGAUGACCGGUGCCCUCACCAUCUACGCCUUCACCUUCAUGCGUUACGCCCUUGCCGUCACCCCCCGUAACUACCUCCUCUUCGGCUGCCACUUUGUCAACGCCGGCGCCCAGCUCACCCAGGGUUACCGCUACCUCGACUGGCACUACUGGGGUGGCAAGGAGAAGGCUGUCCAGAAGGCCCUCACUGCCCCGGUUGCCGCCGCUGCCGUUGCCAAGUAAUGCAGCCCGCCUGCAUAUUGGAUGCCAACAGCCAGCCAACCGGCAUCAUCAAGAUUUGCACUGCCCGGCUAGGACGAACCGGAGAACCGCCGCUGAUCUUGUUGGUGAGCCUCUCCUUGCGGGUUUUAUUUUUCUUUGACGACGGCCAGCAUGUAAUCUAGAAUUUCCCCUUGCUCCUUCUUUCGGUUGAUAUCCAUCAUAGACAAGGCACACAAAGAUACAGGCACUCACACCACCUUCACCAAGGUACCCCCUGUUGUUCUGGUUCGACUGCAUCUGUUAUUAACAAACGAGGACCCAACAAGAUGAGACACACUCGGCUUGUGCUAGACAUAUAUCUCGCAUGCACGAGGUAUCACGCGUUUCUCCAACCAGACACAUCAUCGCUUCCUUUUUUCCGCUUUCUCAUAUUUCAUCUUCACACUUGUGCCUUGGCUAGACACUUUUCAGAACACAGCAACCUGUUCCCUUCUUUCUUCUGUUCCAUACCUAUCCUCCUUCUGCUCAUUCCAGCUGCUCUCGGCUUUAUCAGGCUCCACGACACGACAAGGGUUACAUCGGUUGGACCCACAUGAUUCGCUACCCCUUCGACUCUUGGAAGUGCUGGGUCGUUUUUUUUUCCUUCCAUUUCCCGGGGUUCGGAGUCUCUCACCUGUCAGGGACCAGCAAUUAACCCCGUCAGCACCUGUGCCCAGUUCUCAGCCCGGUGCUAUUUCCAUCCCCAGCUUACCUUACAUACGGCCCCGUCCGGCGGCACUCAACCGGUCAAUCAAGUGAACACUGGUGCGGAUACACCCUCCACCGUACCACCAUCGGCGAUACACUAGCAGAAGCACUUUCCUUGGAACGGGCCAUUCCGUCCGCUUCCGCGGGUCUGCGAGGCUACGGUUUGGUUGCCCCCCAUGGAGCGCGCCCCCCAUGCAGGCCCUGGGCGAGUUGGGUCGCGUAACGUCCAGGGGGUCAUCAGGAAAUAUGGAUAGCCGAGGAACAAUGGCGUUCUCUGGAAUGUGAUUGUGGAGUGAGUCUUCCCUAUUCGGUCUCGACAGUGAAUGCACGUGCAGACUUUGCAUGAAAAUGGAGAAUUUCGAGAAUUGUCAGCAGCCCCUCCAUUGCUCCAUUUGCCCCAGUCGAAAGGUCAGUCGGACUCUGGACAAAGUGGAGGUUGGAGGGGAGGAUUGCAAAUGCGGAUGAUUAUUCCACUGGCUCGGCUAGACUGCGUGCCCAUCAGCUUUCCGCGGCUUGCGCCUCACCGGUUUUAGCGGAUUAAGAAGGUGGUACAUGAGCCCUGACUGUCUCCCUAUACUACUGUCACCAUUAUCGGUCACCGUGUUCUCGCCAUCGUACAGUUCUUACGGUAAAAGGGGAUAGGCGAAAUAGGCGAGCCAGGCCGAGAAAGAAGCACAUCCGAGAACCGACGACGACGAAAGAUUGGACUGGAUGAACCCAGAACUUUCAGAUGCCAAGUGGAAGCCAGGAAAUUAAGAAUGCACAAAAAAAAAAAAAAAACUCAGCGAUGAAAGCCUUGGACGCCCUUGAGUCGUAUACCUAGUCAUGCGGUUGGCUGGUGUACAUAGUAGCGUCCCAGCAUCCAUCAAAUCCAUCCAUCCACACGAUCGACCGCCCACCGUUCUCACUUGUGCAGCUGCUUCGCGCAUAGUGUCUCCCCCUAAGCCCUCCUCCCCCUACACUAGCUCGGAUUCUCCAUGUCUCCAAGGGUUGCAUCCCGGCCCAUCCAUCGAAUCAAAAGACCCAAAAAGACCCGACAGUCUGGAGACGAAUCCAACAAGUGGAUCAUUGAGCUGCUCCUUUUUUUCUUUUCUUUUCGUCCCUUUCUCUCUCUCUGAGCUCUGAGGACCAGGAACAGCUCGAUACGACGACACACACUGAACGACAGGAUCCGCACCGCAGAACGGCCUUGGUUACGAAUUUGGCGCCUGCCGCCGCUUUACAUACAAUACAACCAAGUGUCUCCACUGUUACGAGCGAGUGAGCGCUCGAUCGGUUCGUCUACCCUGCCUCGCCUGCCCUACCCUGUCCUGCCCUGCAAAUCGACUGUCCCAUCUCCUCGACCCGCUGCGAGCAAAGUGUAAAUUUUCUUCUCGUCUUCUCUGAUGUGACGUUAACAUUGAUUGACCGUCAUCAAAUGGG